AUCACACUUUUAUAGUCAAAGUUAGUUACUUCAGUAAACGUUGCUGAACUAAAUACAAAACAAUUCUAAUCCGAAGGAAUCCGAAGCAUUUUUUGAAUAAUUUUUUCUGGUUUAAUUUUGCAGAGUUUCUCGCGCGGACUCAGUAAGUUCCCUAUGUUCGUAGAUUACAUUGUUUUCUUUUGUGUUUAGACAAGGUUACAAGUUUUACAGUUAUUUGCGGGCUUUCUGUGUAUUUAAUAUAUUCCCUCGAGAUCAGUCACAUGAUCGAUGGCAUGGAAACAACAUGACYUCAACUUCAACAUCCUUCACCGAAAUGCCACAAACAAAUGUCAAAUAAAUUAUUUAAGAAUGAAGAUUAAAGAAGAAUGAGUUCCAUUCCUACGCAAAGAAGAGGACAGCGAACGAUCAGUAUGAGCGAAGCGCCGUUUGGACCUAUGCAUCCUUUACAUUUUGCACUGUCGCGUCUUCCUCGAGGCGCACAAUUAUCUGGCGACAACAAUGGAAUUCGAACAAGAUUUCGGCCUCUCGCUAAACUUUCGACUGUUUCUCUUGUAGGAAGACGAGAUAGARCAAAGCCCAGAAAUGUUUCAAAGAAGCAAGAAGUUUUGGAAAAAGAUGACGAAUGUGCAAAUAUCGGUUUAGAAGAGUGUAUCCAAUCCCGYCCCCCUUUGAAGAUAGACUUGAGUGGGCCUAARCCUACRACWUAUGACCCUCCAGCCUACCUUCCUUGGGAAACAACAUCUCCAUCAUAUACAAUGAGACCAAAAACACAGCCAGAAAAAGAGGAUGGAGGUGACCGUGUGGCAUGGAACAAACAAUGGAUUGCCAGUCAUGAUAUAUGGACAUACAGGGCACACUUUGACGAGAGGUAUCCAUGGCCCUCCCCAGCCCACUACACAUCCAAGCCAACCAUUGGUACAAAGCUGUCCUACCUUCCUCAGUCACCUGCACAUUCCAUGGGAAAAAGAAGAGCUUUCGUWUUAAACAAAUCAGGUUCUGAGACUGAGCCAGCGCCAAAUCAAUAUAACUACAGUAAAUCAAAAUUGAAACUCAUGAAGACUUUCCCAUCUUAUUCUGUCCAAGAGGGACGAAAAGGAGGGACUAUGGUCUGGACUGCAAGGGAACCAGUUCCAGGUCCCGGCUCGUACAAUCCACGAUGUUACAAAACAAGUAGCAAAAGAUGUGCACCCAACUUCUCCAUGUCACGUAGCGUGCGAGAGAUUGGUCUCACAAGAAAUUGUACUUUUUAAAUCGAAACUGUCUGCAAGUGGCUACCUUGUAUUGCUCGUGGUCCUCUUGGAAGCAUAUACAUGACUAUCUCAGUGGAARGGUAGCUGGGGGAGACUGAACACUCGCUAAAGCGGGCGCCCGCCCCCCAAACCUUGUACAAAUCGAUCACAAAAAGCGCGAAACUUUCAAAUUCCAUAUCAGUAGCAAUCUCAACGUACUUUUCAAGAUUAUUUAUUUAAUUAUAUUUUGCAAUAGUUUUGUGUAUGAUAUUCGUUGUUUUUCUUAAUUUGUUUGAGUAGGAGGUUGUGAAUAAUAUUAAACUUAAUGGAUUUGUUAUGGUCUAACAGAGCGAGACUCGUUAAGUAUUGUGUUUUUUUCUGSUCGUAUUUUCAGUUYAGUCACGUAGCGUUUGGAUUUGGYAAAAAAAAGCCGUUACUACUUCACAAAUUGAAUUAUUAAGUUAUAACUCAGACGAUAUUCGAUACUUUCGAUACUUUGUGUAAAUAAACUAAAAUAAAACUUAAAUAAAC
Messenger RNA from Exaiptasia diaphana, 1760 nucleotides. RefSeq names its product protein STPG3. The transcript has 6 exons. The record is from RefSeq and is a predicted model, not a curated record. The coding region runs from base 366 to 1250 and encodes 294 amino acids. NCBI's taxonomy places the organism in Eukaryota, Metazoa, Cnidaria, Anthozoa, Actiniaria, Aiptasiidae. Gene Ontology annotation, cellular component: cytoskeleton.